CAUGCUUCCAUUUUUGUGGAACAGCUUGGGGACGACCGGUUCCAUCAGUGCACAAAGCAACAUCCAUAAAGACCUGGAUGAGUGAGUUUGGUGUGAAAGAACUUCACUGGCCUCCACAAAGUCCUGACCUCAACCCGAAAGAACAGCUUUGGUAUGAAUUAGAGUGGAGACUGUGAUCCAGGUCUUCUCGUCCAACAUCAGUGUCUGACCUCACAAAUGACACUCCUAAACUUUGUGGAAAGCCUUUUUCAGAAGAGCCGAAGUGGAGUUAAAUUUUCUUUUUUUUGUCUUUUAAUUCAUAUCUGAUGCAGGUUACAAGACACCAUGAUGAAACUUCAUUUUCAGACCCUGGAUUAACUACAUAAUUGAUUGGAUGUUAUAAUAAAAAUGAAUUUCAUAGUUUAUUUUAGCCAUUGAUAUGAAUAUAUUGAUUAAAAUUUUAGAUUUUAUCACAAGCAUCACUCUCAUGGUGUCAAACACUAAAUCGAGACUGAACCGAGACUGAACCGAAUACUAAGAAAUCGAGUCAGGAAGUAUAUAAAAUCUUGUAUCAUAUUAAGACUUUGCCAGAAAUCCAACAUUUAUGAGGAGUUUUUUUCUUUUACUUUGCACAUCACUGAUUUAUUUGUUGUGAUUGUCAAUUCAGAAAAGAGUCGGUACGUUUUAAACGACUCUUUACAAGAACGGGUGCUAAUGACUUUUAGAGAUGGGUUAAAACAAGGUUUAUGAGGUGUGUAAUGUUUAGAAAAUGGUGUUAUAUGGAUUAGAUUAUUUCUAUACACAUUUGUGCAGCCAGGUGAAUAAACAAACGGGGGAGUCAGAUUAAAUGAAAAGGUGUCGAUUCAGUAAAGUGACUCGUAAAUCUUAAUUACUCCCGACUGCCUAGGAUAGGUGGGUUCGUGUGUGUGUGUGUGUGUGUGUGUGUGUGUGUGUGUGUGUGUGUGUGUGUGUGUGUGUGUGUGUGUGUGUGUGUGAGAGAGAGAGAGAGAGAGAGAGAGAGAGAGUAGUCAGUCUCAGGCUAGGUCUCCUGCAGUUCUGAGUAUUCUCCGCAGUUUGCUCCCAGCAUGGAGCCUUCUUCUCCUUUCUCCUAGACGUGGGAUUUCUGGUGUUUCCUCGUCGCUCAUGUGCACCAAUAACUCUCUCAGAGCUUCAUGUGGAUGUGUUCUUGGGUCUCAGAGAAUGGAUCUUACUCUCACCCUUCUCCUGAUGCUGGUAAUUAGCGGAAUUUACGCAACAUCGCGUGGAUCAGAUCUUCUGCCUUACAUGCCGAACGUGUGUACAGAGCGCCAGGUGAAACUGGUGACUCACAUGCAGCCCUGUGUGCAGGCUUUCACACGAAUGGUCAAAGUGUGGAAGCAAGGAUGUGAAGGCCAGCUGUGGUGUACGGGCUACGAGCGAAGGACUGCGUAUUACACUGCAUACAGACAAGUGUAUCGGCAGAAUUAUGAGCCGGUGUAUAAAUGCUGCCCGGGAUGGUCUCAGCUCAACGGGGAUGCUGGAUGUCUUUACCCUGUCUGCAGCUAUGGAGUGUGUUUUAAUGGAGGUCGGUGCAGAGAAGGCUCCUCGCAGCUCUGUGAGUGCCCGGCUGGAUUCCACGGCCCGAGCUGUCAGUACGACGUAAACGAGUGCGAGGAGACGAACGGAGGCUGCGAGGCUCUGUGCUGUAACACUAUCGGCAGCUUCUACUGCAAAUGUCCUCCAGGUCAAGAACUCAAGGAGGAUGGAAGGACCUGCCAAGAUGUGGACGAGUGCUUGGUGCAUAACGGAGGAUGUCAGCACAAGUGUGUAAACACCAGGAGCUCCUUCCACUGCCAGUGUGACCCUGGGUUUCGUCUGCAUGUAGACAGACGUACCUGCAUAGCCGUCAGCUUGUGUGGUGUCGGUAAUGGAGGGUGCGAACACUUUUGCAUCCAGCAGUCAGCGCUUCAGAAACAGUGCCGUUGUCGACCCGACUACAGACUGGCCGAGGACGGGAAACACUGCAUCUUGGAGAACCAGUGUUUGUUGAGGAACGGUGGAUGUUCUCAGGAGUGCCACAGCGAUGGUGGAAACACCUACUGCGACUGUCGGCCCGGUUUUAACCUGACGGAUGAUGGCAAGACCUGCGAAGACGUAGAUGAAUGCCAGGCGCCUCAGGUGCAGUGUACACAUGGAUGCCGUAACACCCGAGGUUUCGUUUGCAUGUGUAACGCUGGAUACGAGCUGGGAGCAGACGGCACUCAAUGCUACCGCAUUGAGAUGGAGAUUAUAAACAGCUGCGAGACUAAUAACGGCGGUUGUUCACAUCACUGCGAGCACAACUCUAACGGCCCCGCGUGCAGCUGUAACCAAGGCUACCGUCUCCAUGACGACCUCAAGACGUGCAUUGACGUAGAUGAGUGUGUGGACGGAAGCUCUUGUUGCGAGCAGGACUGCAUGAACUACCCAGGAGGCUACGAGUGCUACUGCAGCGCAGGGUACCGCCUCCACUCAGACGGCUGCGGCUGCGACGAUAUAGACGAGUGUCUGGCUGAGAACGGUGGCUGUGAGCACAAGUGUCAGAACACCGGCGGCUCGUUCAGGUGUUCCUGCUCACCAGGGUUUGGCCUGAAACCAGACCUCCGCUCCUGUACCUUGCUGGACAGAACAGUUCCCCACACCGGUCAGGUGCAGGAGCUCGGGCUGUUGAAUCAGCUCAAUGAUUACACACUGUUGGAGCAGUAUGAUGACUACGAGGAGGACGAUGGAGAUCUUCGCGCCGAGAGCACACUGCUCGAGAAAUUCGUGUGUCUGAAUGACACGUUCGGCUUCGACUGCAGUGUGUCCUGUGAGGACUGUAUAAACGGAGGCGUGUGCAACACACACCGAACUGGCUGCGAAUGUCCGGAUGGAUGGACAGGAAUCAUCUGCAACCAGACCUGUUCUGAAGGCUGGUACGGCAGUAACUGCUCAUCCCCGUGUAAGUGUCAGAACGGCGGUGUGUGUGAUCCGGUGUCUGGAAGCUGCCGCUGUCCUCCAGGCGUCAGUGGAGAAUACUGUCAGGACGGUUGUGCUAAAGGUCUGUACGGAAAGCAGUGCAAUAAGAAAUGUAACUGUGCCCAUAAUGGACGCUGCCAUCGCACGUACGGAGCGUGUCUGUGUGACCCGGGACUGUACGGCCGCUUCUGCCACCUACCAUGUCCUAAAUGGGUGUUUGGACCCGGCUGCUCUGAGGAGUGUAAGUGUGUCCAGGAAAAUACUUUUGAGUGCCAUCGGAGACACGGCACCUGCUCCUGCAAGCCUGGAUACCGAGGAGACAAGUGUGAGAAAGAGUGUGAUGCAGGCUCCUAUGGUCAAGGCUGUGUGCAGAAGUGUUCUUGCCCCUCUGGGGUGGCAUGUGACCCUGUAACGGGGGUUUGUCAGCGUCUGUGCCCAGCUGGUAAAACAGGAGAAAACUGUGACGAAGAUUGUGCAGAUGGGAAUUUUGGGAUUGGCUGCUCUGGGUCAUGUGACUGUUCAGGAGCCCCGUGUGAGAAAGUGAGCGGCCGGUGCAGAUGUCCUGCAGGGACGAGGGGCAGCCGCUGCCAGGAAGAGUGUGCUGUAGGUCAGUGGGGUUUGGACUGUAAGGAGACAUGUCCAGUGUGUGAAAAUGGAGGCGUGUGUAAUAAACACAGCGGCUCGUGUCUUUGUCCACCCGGAUACAUAGGCAGACUCUGUCAAAACUCUUGUCCUGCUGGUCGUUUUGGUCAGAGCUGCCAGUUGAAGUGUGUGUGUGAGAACAGUGGGCGAUGCCACCCGGUGUCUGGCCGCUGCUUCUGCACACCAGGCUGGACUGGACACAACUGCAGGAAAGCCUGUGACUUUGGACGUUGGGGAGCAGACUGUGGCAACGUGUGUGACUGCAGGAACAGUGAUGGAAGCUGUGAUGCAGUAACGGGACAAUGCAACUGUGUAGCAGGUUUUACAGGAGCACACUGUGAGCUUAAAUGCCCUGCUGGGUUUUUCGGCCUGGGCUGCCAUCAGCGCUGCCAGUGUGACAACGAGGCAUCAUGUGACCAUGUCAGUGGGGCGUGUACCUGUACUGUGGGCUGGACAGGAACCUUCUGUGAAAAACCCUGUCCUCAGGGUUAUUACGGAUCAGAUUGUCGGCACAGGUGUGUGUGUGAGAAUGGAGGACACUGUGAUCACGUCAGUGGGAAGUGUUUGUGUCCUGCAGGAUGGAUCGGGCCGCAGUGUAACCAGACGUGUCCACUUGGUUUUUACGGUGAGGGUUGUUCUCAGACCUGUGCUUGUGAGAACACUGAGAGAUGCCACGCCGCCACGGGACAGUGUGUGUGUACGGCUGGAUGGAUGGGACUGAACUGCUCACAGAAAUGCCUGGUGGGUUUGUUCGGGUUGGGCUGCAGUCAGAGGUGCAUGUGCGAGAAUGGAGGGACGUGUGAUCACGUGGAUGGACGCUGUACCUGUCCGAGUGGGUGGACGGGACCAGCGUGUGAGCGCGAGUGUAUCCCGGGACGCUUUGGGCCGGACUGUCAGCAGGAGUGUGAGUGUGAGAAUGGAGGGCUGUGUGACGGGCGGACUGGACAGUGUGUGUGUGGACCAGGCUGGAUCGGACAGCGCUGUGAGAAAGCAUGCACAGCAGGACGCUUUGGUGUGGGCUGUACGAAUCACUGCGAGUGUGAACACGGAGCAUCUUGUCAUCAUGUCACUGGUAGAUGUUUGUGUCCAGCAGGCUGGCGAGGAGCUCAGUGUGAUAAAGCCUGCCUUCCUGGAACCUUCGGUACUGACUGCUCCCACGUGUGCACGUGUUCACAAGGUACUUCCUGCCACCACGUCAGCGGAGAGUGUGGCUGCUCACCGGGUUACACAGGAAACGGCUGUGAGCAGACUUGCCUGCCCGGUACCUUCGGCCUCAACUGUAAUCAGGUGUGUCAGUGCUCGGAGAGGAACCAGCUCUGCCACCCGGUGUCAGGAGUCUGCUACUGUGCCCCAGGGUACACCGGGCCCCUGUGUGAUCAGGAGUGCGCUAGCGGGCGCUACGGUCCAGACUGCGAGCGAGAGUGUCGGUGUGUGAACGGCGGGUGUGAGGCCACCACAGGCGCAUGCAGAUGUCCUCCUGGAUUUGUUGGAGCUCAGUGCAACAUCACGUGUCCCCCCGGGCGUUACGGGCAGGACUGUGCCCAUGUUGCCUUCUGCAGAGACGGGGUGAGGAACGACCCAGUUACAGGGAGGUGGUGCGCUCCUGGGCGCCGAGGAGAUGAUUGUGGACAAGAGUGUGCUGCAGGCUGGUAUGGUGUAGACUGCUCUCAGCGCUGUAACUGCAGUAAUGGAGGUGUGUGUGACGGCGUCUCUGGGAACUGUACGUGUGGUCUGGGCUUCACUGGGCUGCACUGUGAGAAAGAAUGCCCUGAGGGAUGGUACGGUCCGAACUGUGUGCUGGAAUGUGUGUGUCAGCACAACAACACAUGUGAUGGGGUGACAGGAACCUGCCGGUGUGGACCAGGGUACUACGGGCACAUGUGUGAGCAUGUUUGUCCAGUGGGUCUGUAUGGACAUCGGUGUCAGCAGCACUGUGAGUGUAUGAACGGAGCUCUGUGUCGUCCCAGUGAUGGACGCUGUAUCUGCUCUGCUGGUUACUGGGGGUCACAGUGCCAGAAAGCGUGUGAGCGGAACACAUACGGGCCGAAUUGCUCCAAGUCAUGUGACUGUGCAGACGGUACACGGUGUGACCCAGUGAGUGGUUCCUGCCUGUGUGCACCGGGGAAAACCGGACCCAGCUGUGACGCAGACUGUCGAGUGAACCGGUUCGGACCCGACUGCUCAUUAAGCUGCCAGUGUGAGAACAGAGCGCAGUGUGACAGUCGUAACGGGCGCUGCGUCUGUGUGAAAGGAUGGAUCGGCCCAACGUGUACAGAAGAUGGACCUCCACCGCUGAGCAGCCAGGACAUGGUGUAUUCAGCAUCAGCGCAGCAUCAUGGAGAACAUUCAUUCGGUCUCAAGUCGAACACCGAAAAAAUUAAGUACCGACCACGAGGAAACAAUGUUUAUGUUGAGAUCACGAGAAAUAAAGAAAUAUUUUAAUGUUUGGCCUCUUAGGGCUUCUGUAGUUACUCGUUCCCACACACACAGAGUUACCUGGAACUUAAAUCCACCAGAGUGAUUAGUUUUUGGGCACGUUUGGUGUCAAGAAUUGGUUCCUAUCCCUUUUUUUUGGAGUGAGGAUAUGAAGCUAACGAGGCUACCAAGUAAAACAGAAGAUACACACGUGUCAAAAGUAUGCAGACUGCACAUCUAAAUUGCGAGCGUCCCAUCACGCUGCAUCAGGACUAUGCAUCUAUUUAAAACAAUAAAUAAUGAAGAAGGAAAAA
This is a messenger RNA of Silurus meridionalis, 6326 nucleotides long. RefSeq names its product multiple EGF-like-domains 6b (gene megf6b). The record is from RefSeq and is a predicted model, not a curated record. NCBI's taxonomy places the organism in Eukaryota, Metazoa, Chordata, Actinopteri, Siluriformes, Siluridae. Gene Ontology annotation, molecular function: calcium ion binding; protein binding.